GAUUUUAUCAAUGUUUUUACAUAAAGUAUUCUAUUGCUUAUAUACUUCGUGUAUAGCUACAGAUUUUGGAUAGUGAAUAAGAAACUAACAAUUGGCAUUAAAAAAUAUAGAGUGGACAUAAUAACUUAUUUUUAAUUUUGUACGAGUUAUAUUUAGGAAAAAAGAAAUAUUUGCUUUAGAAAUCGUAUCUUUCUCUUCGUGUUUUCAGUCGUUUCAUAACGUUUAGUUAUGGCGCCUACGACUUCAGUGAUCGUCUAAAUUUACAAGCCCUAUACCGGCGUUAAUGAUUUUUAAAGGAAAAAAAGUUUAUAAAAAAUUCUAAACCAAAUAUAAUAUUUUCAUUCAUUAGAGUAUUAUACUUGAAAAAUGGACUUGGCUAGAAAUGCAUGGAGAAAAUCAAUUUUUAUAUACAAAAGUAGUUUACAAAAUUCUUUAAGAAAUAGUGGUAGCACACCAUCAAAUAUAGCUGAGGUAGCUGUUUUUUCACGCGAUGGAGAUUCUGGAUUAACUGUUACGGAUGCAGGAGAUACAAAGCCAAAAGAUGAUAUGAUUUUCAAUGCUCUUGGAGCGACAGAUGAAUUGUCUUCUUAUAUUGGAUUAGCAAGAGAAUUUGCAUGCGAUGGUAAAGUUGAACAUCCUUAUGUGGAUAAACUUAAACGUGUGCAAAUGAUAUUAUUUGAUUUGAAUCAUGCUAUAUCCAAAUCGAUACCAGGGAAAACCAAAAUAUUUGAAAGUAAACAUACUAAAGAUCUUGAAGAAUGGAUUUUAGAAUAUGCCAAUCAAUUGCCCCCACCUGAAGACUAUAUCAUUCCUGGUGGUGGAAAGGCUUGUGCUUCUCUUCAUGUAGCGCGAAAUGUAUGUAGACGAGCAGAGAGAAGUAUAACAUCUUUGGUGCGCAAUGGUGCUUUAGAUAAAGAAGCACAAACAUAUUUAAAUAGAUUGUCAGAUUUUCUUUUAACUGUAUCACGUAUUGCUGCAAAAUGUGAUCAACGUACAGAAAACAUAUAUAUUCCUCGAGCAGAAGUACAAGAAGAAAAAUGAGUGACUGACCUGUAUAAAUAUGAGUAGAAAGCGCACUGGUAUCUUAUAUUACAGAUAGACAGAUAUCGAAACUAUCUGCACAAAUGUAAGUGAUAAUAUCAAUGUCAUGCAUUAUGUAUUAACAAUCAAUUCUUUAAGUAUCUUAUAAAUAUAGAAGAUGUAUGUUCUUUAUACUUAAUAAUUAAUAUAUUGUAGAUGCAUUUGUUGUAGUAUGUUGAAAAAUAUACUUAUUUACAUAAAU
Messenger RNA from Polistes canadensis, 1282 nucleotides. RefSeq names its product cob(I)yrinic acid a,c-diamide adenosyltransferase, mitochondrial-like. The record is from RefSeq and is a predicted model, not a curated record. The transcript has 3 exons. Gene Ontology annotation, molecular function: corrinoid adenosyltransferase activity. The coding region runs from base 367 to 1041 and encodes 224 amino acids. Lineage: Eukaryota; Metazoa; Arthropoda; Insecta; Hymenoptera; Vespidae.